This is a messenger RNA of Drosophila novamexicana, 4701 nucleotides long. RefSeq names its product protein suppressor 2 of zeste (gene Su(z)2). The record is from RefSeq and is a predicted model, not a curated record. Gene Ontology annotation, cellular component: PRC1 complex. The transcript has 7 exons. Lineage: Eukaryota; Metazoa; Arthropoda; Insecta; Diptera; Drosophilidae. Bases 1 to 4194 code for a protein of 1397 amino acids. Gene Ontology annotation, biological process: negative regulation of transcription by RNA polymerase II. Gene Ontology annotation, molecular function: promoter-specific chromatin binding; metal ion binding.
AUGCAUCUGAAGACGGAAAGCCAGCUAGACAAGCUGCAUUCCGAGCGCCACGGCUCCGUUCGCGAGCUGAACCAGUUCAAUGAGCUGUUGACCUGUCGCAUUUGUCAGGGCUAUAUGAUAGACCCCACCACAGUUGACGCCUGCUAUCACACGUAUUGUCGCAGUUGCAUUCUGAAGCAUUUGCUGCGCGAUGUUUACUGCCCACAGUGCAAGUCCAGCGGGGGCAAGCACAUCAGCGAGGAUAACCUCAGAUCCGAUGACACGUUGCGUGCGCUGAUUUAUAAACUGGUGCCGGGUCUCUAUCAGCGCGAAUGCAAGCGUCUGGCUGAGUUCAGGGAACAGCACCAGGAACUGGAUGCCGACGAGGAGCUGCUGAGACCCCAACUGGAACAGCAACAGGAGUUCUUUACGCCAGGCGAGCCUAUUAGUUUAUCCCUAGAAUAUCAUCCCGCUAUGCUGAAAAACUGCGGCUCAUCCGAAAAGCCGCCCAUCUGCUAUCUGCAGUGCCCCGCCGACUUGAGGGUUGUGCAUCUGAAGCGUUUCCUCUGCUCCAAGUACGACAUCGAUGCGGAGAACAAACACGUCGAGGUCGAGGUCACGUACGAGGAUGAGGUACUGCCGCCCAGCUUUACGCUCAUGGAUGUCGGCUAUUGUUACCAGUGGAAGCGGCACGCGCCCAUGGCAUUUCGGUAUAGGAUACUGCUGCACGAACGCGAGACAACAAAAAACGAUGAGAACAAUUUGUCAAAGGUUAAACAGGAUAUUGAGUUAAGUUCCGCGACGGCGGCGGCGACGGCAAAGAGCGGCAAGUCGGUGACCUUUGCCGUGGACGUGGAUGUGGCUGUGGAUACACAGCGUCUGCCGUUGCAUGCCACAAGCAAGGCGCGCAACAAGUCCGCACAGAAGCUGGCCAAAAGCAAGCGCCUGGCCAAACGGGAGUCGGACGAUGCCGCCACAGCGCCAAGCAACUUCAAGAGCCUGCGCAGCAACGAUAUGCGCUACAGCGACUAUGGUGUGGCUGCCACAAGUUGCACGCAGCCGUCGGCGCCGCUGCUGCGCGUCAAGAGCGAACCGGAGCCGGAACCGGAACCGGACAACCUGGCCGCUGUGCCCAAUCUGAACAUUGUGGUCAGCAUACCGCAAUCGCAGCUAAGCAAAUCGGCCGGCUACGGCGACGAGGGCGGCUUCGAGCUGAAGACGGCCAACAAGAAGUCGUCGCCGCCGCAGAUGGCGCUGGUGCGCAAUCUGCCCAAGCUCAAGAUCGAGCUGAACAGCAUGAAGGCCAAGCUGACAAUGACCAAGUCGGCGGAGCCACGGCUCGAGGACACGGCCACAGCGCAGCAGCAGCAGAUCGAUCUGGAGACAUAUGCCAAGAAUAUUGGCCUCAAGCCCAUCGAGCCGGCAGCAGCUGCAGCCGCUGCAUCCGUACCUCCGCAGGAUGUGCUCAAAUACAGUCCGAAUGCGUCGCCCAUGUCCUCCUCCUCCUCGUCGACGAACGGCUCCAGUGGCACCGUCGAUGCCAGCACCUGCACGAAUGCCAGCAGCAACUGUUCCACGUCCUCGCAUCGCAAGCGCAAGAAGAAGCACUCAAAGGAGCCAAAGGACGCGAAUGGUAAACGCAAGAAACUGCAUGCGGAGAUCUCAUCGCAAACGGAUGGCAAAAUGAAAAUGAAAAUAACAACGACGCACAACCACAAGGCGCACAAGCUCGACCUGAAGCGUUCCCAUUCCCUCGCUGGCGGCGAGCUGGUCUCGCUGAAUCAGCUCAAGCUCGAGGAGCAGGCCCCGUCGUUGGCCACCAGCAAGGAGGAUGCACUGAAUCGCACGCUGGGCGAGGAAUCGCGCAGCAUCAACAGCCUGAUGCCGGCCAGCUGCAGCAGCUCCUCCGCCACCAACGUCUCCUCGUCCGCCUCUGCCUCAUCCGCCGCCUCCUCUUCUGCCUCCUUUGCAGCUGAGAAGCUGCCACGCAGCGGUAAGGAGCUUAAUUUGCCCGCCUCGCCGCCGUUGCCGCCCAGCCUCUUCAAGGGUUGUACGCCUGCCACGCCCCCGGCUACUCCCACGUCCACUCCAGCACCGGCUGCGCCCGCCAAGCCCAAGCUGGCCGCGCCGCCGAAGCCCGCCAAGCCGCAGCUUGUCAGCAAUCACAACAAUCGCAAGGCGCCCAUGCUGCUGACGUGUACCACGCCCACUGCGAAUGCAGCACCACAUUUCGCCGUGCCACAGACGCCGCAGCGACAGGCACCGCCGCUGCCGCCGCAUCACAUGCAGCGCUACCAAUCGACGCCCAGCUCGAUAGCCAGCGCGGCCAACAAACCGCCCAAGCGCUCGCUCUCGCUGGACGAGACGCAGGCCCAGCUGCUGGCCAAGCAUCCGCGCCUGGACUGCCAGCAGCAGCAGCUGCAGCUGGGCAAAUAUGCCGCCAGGCUGAAGCCGAGCCCAGCCUGUGCGCCGCCCAUGCGUGUUUAUGGACCCGAACUGGCCAAGACGAGCCCAAUGCCGCUGCGCUGUCCGGCCAGCCUGAGCCUCAGCCUGCCGCAGCCAACGGUGACCUUAACACCACUAGCGCGCAACAGCCAGGUGGGCCAACAGGUGGGCCAGGCGCUGCACGGCCUCAGCCAUCCGUAUGCGGAGAUUGCGCGCCUGAGCCUGGGCCUGGGCGGAGCAGCUGCAUCGCUGAUGGGUCCGCCGGCCAGUCCGGCCAAGCAGCCGGCCAAGCGUGCCGCCGCCCAUGCGGUACAGUCGCCGCCGCUGUCACUGCCGGCCAUGGUCAAGUCGCCGCCGCUCUCGGUGGCGCUUAGCGGGCAGCGCGGCGGCAACAGCAGCAACAUGCACAAUGCGGUUUAUCGCACAUCGCCGCCUGCUUUAAUAAAUCUGAGCAGCCCGCAACACGCUUUCGCAGCCAAGGCAAAUGCUGGCGCGGCCAAAGCCGCUGACAAUGCCAAGAAAACGGCAACUGUUGCUGGCGCAGCGGGAACGACAGCAGCAACUGUUGCUGCCAGCAGCAAUCAAAGCAAAGCCAAUGGCAACGCCGCGCUGGACAAGUCCAAAACAAGUUUGCGCGAUUUUCGGCCACCAGCAACAACAACAACAGCAGCAACAGCAACUGGCACGACAGCAGCAGCAGCAGCAACAACAGCCAAGGAUGCUGACAUACUUGAUUUAUCAGCGGGCACAGGACGCAGCAGCAACAGCAACAGCAAGCAGGCAACAACUGGCAGCAGCAGCAACAACAAGCACAACAAGUUGGCGCCCACAACGUCUGCCCUGAGCUGCAACAACAGCAGCAGCAGCAGCAACAGCCUGGAGGCUGCUGUAAAUAAAAUCAAGCAAAACUUUGGCGCCAACAGCAACAGCAACAACAACAACAACAGCAACAACAACAACAACAACAAUAAUGCUGCAGCAGCAGCAACAGCUGCCAGCGGCGAUGAUCUACAAAAUCUGCAUUUGCUCUCGGAGUCGGCAACGGCGCGCGAAAAGAUCUCGAUUAAGAGUGGCAACAUCUACGAGAAUAAGCCAAAGAAUGCGCUGGUCAGGCCGCAGAAUGCGUCUGUGCGCAGCAUACCGAAUCCCUCGGCGUUGGCCUUUCGCAAUCAGGCGACGCCAACAACAACAACAGCAGCAGCAGCAGCAACAACAACAACAACAACAACAACAACAACAAUUGCUGCUGCCACAACAACAGCAAUUGCUGCUGCUGCUGCUGCCGCCAAGCCGUUAACAGUCAAAGCCGAAGAGCAGCCCAAGUUGGCAGCAGCCGCAACGCUGCUCAGUCCCAACAGCAGCAGCAGCAACAACAACAACAACAACAGCAGCAGCAACAACAACAACACGAGCUGCACUGCGUCUGCUGCUGCUGCUGCCACCUCGCCGCGUGCGCUGAAAAAGCCGACAACAAUCGACCAAGUGGCUGCCAAUUUGAACAUACGCGCCGAGGCCAAAGCUGCCGCCCUCGCCGAGGAGGCGCCACUUGUGCUCGGCGGCAGCAGCAGCAGCAAUGGGGCAGCAACGGCAGCCAAAACGCCGGAACUGGAAAAGGCCGCCACAGCAGUUGCUGCCACGCCCACCACACUCGCCCUGCCCACGCUGGCGAUGCCAAGCGCUGCGAGUGCUGCCAGCAGCGAUUCAAUGUCAAAGCCGCCCGUUCAAAUUGCCGCCACCGACACUUUGGCAUCGGUGGCAAGUUCCGCUUAGUCACAAGCGUUUCUUUGGAUGUGCGGCACGCAAAUGUAUCUCGUGGCGCCACUCGAGAGUCUACAAACCAGCAGCAGCAACGGCAGCGGCAGCGGCAACAAUCAGAAUCCAAAUGCAAACUGAUUCCAGUUCCAGUUGGACUAACGCAGCCAGUUGCAGUUCGGCUGCAAUCACAAUUGUUGAGAAUCACGGAGAAAGGCAGCUCGGGGGCUGGCACACACGCCCCUUGCUGCAGCGAGUAAGCCUUACAAUUUAAGCAUAAGUACACUCAUUGGCAAUACACACCCAACAAAUACACAUACGCACACAAAACUCGCACCAAUCCAAUACCAAAAAAAGAAAAAAAACAAAAAGAUACAAGCUAUAAGAUUCAAGAUACUUAAACACACACAUCUGUAGAUACAAAUGCGACACAAAUUCGCGCACAUAUGCAAAUAUUUGCGAUUGGAAUUAGUACGCGUCGAAAUAAAUUAUAAGCGUAAUGGAAACAUAUAUAACGUAUACUAU